AUGGCUCCGACGAUGAUCGCGAAUUGCGACGGGCUCAAAACCGGAACCGGUUGCUUCGAUAUUAACGUCACUGAAGUAUUAACGUCAUUCUGGCCAUCGGUCGAUGGUAAUUUGCCUCUCGAUGAGCCACUUUGUGGAUACAGGUGCGUAAUGACACACGAUUUUUCCGAUGUUUUCGAAAAAUACCAAAGAUGA
Messenger RNA from Cooperia oncophora, 195 nucleotides. Lineage: Eukaryota; Metazoa; Nematoda; Chromadorea; Rhabditida; Trichostrongylidae. The record is from the annotation of a GenBank genome assembly.